CCCCCGAGCAACCUCCGCAAUCACGCCCGCGCGCGCCCAUCAUGACUCCCGCCCAAGAUAUUGCCGGCAGCAUUAGCCAAAUCUCACGCAGCGUAUCCAACAGCCUCGACAUCAGCACCAGCCCAACCCUCUCGUUCCACAGCCCGCCCUCGACAUUCAGGCAACCGCCGUCUGCCAACUCUAGAGAUGGCCGCACCCCGAACCUACCCGGCACGUCGCAUGCGCAACAGCUGGCGAAACAACUGAAGCCGUUUGACACCAAGGACAUCAAGGUCCUUCUCUUGGAAAAUGUCAACGAGGCUGGUGUGGAUAUCUUGAGGGGCCAGGGCUACCAGGUCGAGGCAAUCAAGGCCAGCCUGGGAGAGGAUGAGUUGAUUGAGAAGAUUCGUGAUAUCCAUGUGAUUGGAAUUCGGUCCAAGACGAAGCUCACCAAGAAGGUGCUGGAGGCAGCAAAGAACCUCAUUGUUAUCGGCUGCUUCUGCAUUGGAACCAACCAGGUCGACCUCCAAACUGCUGCCAGCAAGGGUAUUGCCGUCUUCAACUCGCCGUUCAGCAACUCGCGCUCGGUUGCUGAGUUGGUCAUCUCAGAAAUCAUUGCGCUCGCUCGCCAGCUCACUGACCGCUCCAUGGAGCUCCACAACGGUACUUGGAACAAGGUCAGCAAAGGAUGCUGGGAAAUUCGUGGCAAGACACUGGGCAUAGUCGGAUACGGACACAUUGGUUCGCAACUCAGUGUGCUGGCGGAGUCUAUGGGUAUGAGCGUCAUUUACUACGAUGUACUGACCACCAUGGGCCUGGGAACCGCGCGACAAGUAACAUCUCUCGAUGACCUUCUCGCACAGGCCGACUUUGUGUCUCUACACGUGCCCGCGACGGCUGAGACGAAGAACAUGAUUGGCAAAGAGCAAUUUGCAAAGAUGAAGGACGGUAGCUACCUCAUCAACAACGCCCGUGGUACCGUCAUUGACAUUGCGGCGCUGAUUGAAGCCAGCCGCUCCGGCAAGCUGGCGGGUGCAGCCAUCGACGUGUUCCCCAACGAGCCUGCCGGUAACGGUGACUACUUCAGCAACGAGCUGAACACGUGGACAAAGGAUCUUGUGGGUCUCAAGAAUAUUAUCCUCACACCGCAUAUUGGCGGCAGUACCGAGGAAGCGCAGAGCGCAAUCGGCGUCGAGGUCAGCACAGCAUUAGUCCGCUAUGUCAAUGAAGGCACGACGCUUGGCGCCGUCAACAUGCCCGAGGUCAAUCUCCGAAGCUUGACGCUCGACCAGCCCGACUGCAUGCGUGUGAUUUAUAUCCACAAGAAUGUGCCUGGUGUGCUGAGGCAGGUCAACGGCAUUCUGCUGCACCACAACAUUGAGAAGCAAAUGUCGGACUCGAGAGGCGAUGUUGCUUAUCUAAUGGCAGAUAUCAGUGAGGUCAAAGAGAGUGAGAUUCGGGAUAUAUUUACGAGCUUGGAGGAGUUGUCGUCGUGUAUCCGAACGAGGGUCUUGUACUAGGGGUUGACUCGUCUCCGACAGGUGCCUCAGACUCAGCCAGGUGAGGGGACGAAGCGAACGUGUUUGAGGCGUGUGAUUUCUCCUCUUGGUGUGUCUCGAAGUAUGACGCCUCUUUCAAUUCAACAUUUCUUCUUCAAAAAGGGAAACGGGAAACUAGGGUGGGGCGCUGUGUAAAAACUUCAACGUUGAGUCUGUGUGUAUGCAUGCAGAGCAAUAAAAGGUACAUGUCGUGUUUGUUAGAUUUGUUUGUGCACUGGUUUGCUUGGUAUAAAAAAGUGUACUGGGGUCUGGGGAAUGCCAUUGCUAAAGAAAAAACACACAUAGAGACAGAGAAUGCAUGAUUUAUGAAACUGGAGUGAACCAGGUAA
This is a messenger RNA of Bipolaris maydis ATCC 48331, 1867 nucleotides long. NCBI's taxonomy places the organism in Eukaryota, Fungi, Ascomycota, Dothideomycetes, Pleosporales, Pleosporaceae. The record is from RefSeq and is a predicted model, not a curated record.